AUGCAAGCCGAAAUGGAGAUUGUGAAAAGUUCAGAUUUCGAAAUGUUGAAUUGUAAAUAUCUGAUUAUGGAUAAGAAGAAAAAUAUUCAUGGUCUAAAACAUUUUGUGGUCCUCCCUGAAUUAAACGAAAUGCAUCUGAACGAUGCUCUCUUGCAAUAUAAAGACGAUAAAGAUUACGUCAUCGAACAUUUGUACAUUUCUGAAAUGAAAAACAUUGAAAAUUUUAUGGACACUGUGCUGAAAUUCAGAAGGCUCUACUCUCUAACAGUCUGCCAAAUCACUAUUAGACUUCCAAAAACUAUUCCUGAUGAAAAGAUAUGGAAAUUCUCACACGAAAUUUUAGAGGAUGAAAACUACAUUUUGUUGAAUGUUUAUCAAAUGGAAGAUUAUACAGAAUUCUAUUUCUUCGCGAAUAAUGAAUAUCAGUGUAUGAUGCGAUACUUGUAA
Caenorhabditis briggsae is the source of this 447-nucleotide messenger RNA. NCBI's taxonomy places the organism in Eukaryota, Metazoa, Nematoda, Chromadorea, Rhabditida, Rhabditidae. The transcript has 3 exons. The record is from RefSeq and is a predicted model, not a curated record. The coding region runs from base 1 to 447 and encodes 148 amino acids.